Messenger RNA from Suillus subaureus, 976 nucleotides. Its product is annotated as HotDog domain-containing protein. The coding region runs from base 104 to 685 and encodes 193 amino acids. Gene Ontology annotation, molecular function: fatty acyl-CoA hydrolase activity. NCBI's taxonomy places the organism in Eukaryota, Fungi, Basidiomycota, Agaricomycetes, Boletales, Suillaceae. The record is from RefSeq and is a predicted model, not a curated record. The transcript has 5 exons.
CUUUGGGGCAACUUCUGGGUUCCUGUUUCAAGUUGGUCGCCAGGAGGUAAAAUUCACACCCGAAGCUCCCGAACCGUUGAACGUGACUUGGCCCUUUCCUCCGAUGAAGCCACGAAGCGAUAUCGACACCUCCCAAGUCGAAGGGAAUGCUUCCUCGGAAAUAAAACACAGGUUGCUCAGCGGUCUGCAAUCCAUGCGGUCGAGCCGCAUCUCGCAGUCGACUGGCAAGCCCUUUGGAGGUUUCGAAGCCGAGCUUGUGUCUCGGCUGCGACUAACAGAGGCAUCUAUAUCGUCGAAGACAGAGGAACCGGAGAAACUUGAAGGCCGUGUCGUUUUCCAGGUGAUUGUGGAUGAAGAAAUGCUUAAUGGUGCUGAAAACAUGCACGGUGGAUGUUCGGCCAUGAUGAUUGACAUCUGCUCGACAAUGCCCAUUUACGUCCUUGGGGCCUCGACACGCGGUCAUGGCAUAUUUGGCGUAUCACAGUCUUUGAACAUUGUCUAUCAUUCACCAGCAUUGUCGGGAGACAAGCUACGCGUUGUGAGCACAACACUCGCCGUUGGUGGCCGGGCGCUCUCAAGUCGUUGUGAAAUAUGGAAUGUUACGCGACACCGAUUAGUAGCAUCAGCUGUACACAUCAAGAUGGUUCCGUCUGAACCGAAGGUAUCUGAAUCUGCCAAACUCUGACCUACAUCAUGGGGCGGUCACGAGUUUAGUGAUUUACACAAUUACACUGUAUAGUGCGUUGCAUUAUGAAAGAUGUUCAGUCUUUGAUUUGGACGCAACAUGUUUGUAUAUAUUUGUGCCCAGUGUAACUGUCACGUGCACACUCUAUCUCAAUGACUUCAGUAGAGGAUUGUUAUUAUUAAGAUAGGCUUCACUCAUACAGUGCACUGUUACGGACUCAAUCUUGGUGCGAUAAGGAUUUUUUUUGCAUUUUUUGCAUGCAAGUGGGUCAAAUGGUCAUGAAUCUGCAAU